Messenger RNA from Cydia splendana, 2565 nucleotides. Its product is annotated as poly(ADP-ribose) glycohydrolase. The transcript is spliced from 13 exons. NCBI's taxonomy places the organism in Eukaryota, Metazoa, Arthropoda, Insecta, Lepidoptera, Tortricidae. Gene Ontology annotation, cellular component: nucleus; cytoplasm. Gene Ontology annotation, molecular function: poly(ADP-ribose) glycohydrolase activity. Gene Ontology annotation, biological process: carbohydrate metabolic process; ATP generation from poly-ADP-D-ribose; regulation of DNA repair. The record is from RefSeq and is a predicted model, not a curated record. Bases 61 to 2298 code for a protein of 745 amino acids.
GUAGAUAGACGUCAAUUAAGUUAUUUACGUUAUUUACUCUUAUCUUAUUUAUUUAUUUUAAUGACAAUUAACUUAACGCUUCAUUUUACAAGAAUAUUAUCUAAAAGCUACAAAGUGGCAAGGCAUGAUUUUCGCGCGUUCACUAUGACCACCGACAUGGAAAGUGAUAAUAACUGGCGAGGCGUUCCUUUAACCGAGAUAUGGGGGGCGCAGUCCCCGUGGGGAGCUCCAGAGUUCCCUUUAGUGGCCCCGGCAUUUAACCACACCGUGUUAUACCAUAUUCCGAGCAGCGGUUGCGUGCCGGGCGACCGGCCGCCGAAACCGCAGAACGGACAAGACAAAUGGGACCACGAUUUCGUCAGGAUGCCGUGCUCUAAUCAGAGUUUAUAUCCAGUUGAAGAUAGCUCAGGUGAAACACACUUGAAGAAGCGUUGGGGCUUAAUCCAGAGUGCCCUGUGGAAGCCGAUUCGGAACAGCCAGGAGCUGGCCGAAGCUAUAUUAAGCUACAACACACAGUUCAAAAACACUUGGAAGUUCAGAGCACUACAUAAGCUGUUUAAUGAGCAUUUAGAAGAAGAGGAAUCCCAGUACUUCUUUGAUGUCACAUUGCCCGAGAUAGCUAAACUUGCACUUGAGUUGCCUAAAUUAAUACAGUCCCCAAUACCAUUGCUCAAACAGCACAAAAACCGGUCAAUAUCACUGUCGCAGCAGCAAAUAUCAAGUUUGCUCGCAAACGCGUUCUUCUGUACGUUCCCGCGGCGAAACAGCACCAAGAAGAGUUCAGAAUAUGCCUCUUUCCCGCACAUCAACUUUAAUACCCUUUAUGAAUCAUCGGGAUCAGAUUCCAUCUUAGAGAAGCUCAAGUGUUUGUGCCAUUACUUUAGAAGAGUCUGCACUAAAGCCCCAGUCGGCGCGGUGACGUUCUCGCGCCGCUCGGUGCCGCCGCGGCGCUGCCCGCCCUGGUCACAAUCUACCGCCUCACUCGCAGCAGUUCCUUUACAUGUAGCGGCCGGUGGAACUAUUGAAGAUUCUGACGGUCUGGUGCAGAUGGACUUUGCUAACAAAUACCUCGGCGGGGGCGUGUUGGGAUACGGUUGUGUUCAGGAAGAGAUUCGCUUCGUCAUCUGUCCUGAGUUAUUGGUAUCCAUGCUGUUUACCGAGGUGCUACGGCCGAACGAAGCGCUCAUGAUCAUAGGCUGCGAACGCUACAGCAAGUACUCCGGCUACGGGUCCAGUUUCCAAUGGUCCGGCGACCACAGUGACGCGACGCCGCUAGAUUCCUCGAGUCGGCGUCGCGUGUGCGUGUUGGCGGUGGACGCGCUGCCUUACGCCAACGCGGCGCUGCAGUACCGACCGCCGGCUAUAAUCAGAGAACUCAAUAAGGCCUGGGUUGGAUUCACCUUUUACUCCGAAGACCAGCCCACAAGCGCCCAGUACCCCGGCAUUGCUACUGGCAAUUGGGGCUGUGGGGCAUUUGGAGGCACUCCACAACUCAAGACCCUCAUACAGCUCAUGGCGUGCGCGGAGGCCCGGAGGCCUAUGGCGUACUACACGUUCAACGAUGUGGGGAUUCGGGACGAGUUUGUGAAUAUUUAUAACUUGCUGGCGAGAUAUAAUGUCACUGUUGGCCAACUGUACCAGUUGAUCGCGCGGUUCUGCACGACGGACGUGCGCAAGGGCAACCUGCACGCCUUCAUACAACACGCGCUGAAGAACGGACAACUGCCGCCGUGUCAGACACCGGACACCACGGCAACGGUGCCUGCGAGUGGUGAACGGGCAAGACCGGACACGUCGUUGACGCCGAGUGGUCAGGCGAAACCGACGGACAGUACUACGAGGCAAACGGAGGUGGAGAAUAUGGAUGUUAGUGACACAUUGGACAUGAACGAAAUCGAACUCUCAGAAUCAAUACAAAAGGAGCUCCUCAAACAAUCACCUGACAUGUUCUCCCAAGAUGAGUCGGACUCCCAAGAAACACAACUAUUAAACUACUGUGAAAGUGUGUCUAAAUCAACAAGCACAGAUGUUAACAAAAUGGCGUCCAGUUCAAACAAAAUGGCCACCAGUAAUAGUAAAAGUCUUACUACAGAUUUGUUUGAAGAGAUGAAUAAGCUUGACCAGUCGAAUGGUAAACUAAAUCUGCACACUAAUAUACUGGACGAUUCUGUAAAAAGUAUAAAUGAUUCUAUGGAUACGAGUGAGAGAUCGGAACAAAGUAAAUCGGAUCCCAGUUCGGAGAUGAAGAGGAAGAUGGCUAAGAAAAUAACGGAUUAUUUUAGUAAAAAAGCUAUUUGAUGUAUAUACUGCUUAGUUACUUUAUACUUAUUUACAUCGUAUUUAAGAGUUAGCCUUGUUAACUUUGCAAGUUCUUGGCCUCAAAUAUAAAGUCGAAAUUUUCCGUCUACGGAGGCGAAAAUUGCAAAACAUCUUUGACGUCAACUAUACAGUAUACUUUAGUCUGCAUAGGUACAUAGAAAAAAAUGCUUAGACUAUAAAGCCCUCAUGUUGAGUUCCCUUACAGUAGUGCCUCCACAUUACGGUAAAAUGUAUAUAAAUUUAUUU